Molecule: messenger RNA, 492 nt
Organism: Microthlaspi erraticum
Lineage: Eukaryota; Viridiplantae; Streptophyta; Magnoliopsida; Brassicales; Brassicaceae
Source: the annotation of a GenBank genome assembly
AUGAAGUUCACAAAAGAGAUGAUAGAGUCUAUCAAAGACAAGCUCCCAAGGCUCAGCCUUCUCCUCCUCUUUCUCCGACAAUGCUACGGUGGUUGCGGCGACCGGACCCACUUACUCCCUUGCUCCAUCACCAAUGGCUCCACCCGCUUCUGGAACCUCUCGGACCGUCCCGUGGAGCUCCAGAUUCGAGUCGGGUCGAUCCUAAAAAGGGUCCACAUUCUCAAACCCGGCCGUUCCAAGAAGCUAAGACACAGUAACAUCCACAGAGCCUUUGUGCCUGACCAAGAAGGACGCAGAUGGUUGUACUACGACGACACAUGUCUACCGUACGUAUGGGUUCACGAGACCGGUACGGACUUGUCAAAGAUGGUGAAGCAACAGUACGUGAGUCUCGAGGAUCUGAGGGAUUGCUCGGAGAUUAGGGUUUUUAAGGAUUUACAUAGAGGUUGUGUAUCUGUGGAGAAGAGAGACAGAGCCUCUGCUUUGUGUUGA